Plasmodium vinckei vinckei is the source of this 3513-nucleotide messenger RNA. RefSeq names its product conserved Plasmodium protein, unknown function. Gene Ontology annotation, cellular component: nucleolus. Gene Ontology annotation, molecular function: protein binding; RNA binding. Bases 1 to 3513 code for a protein of 1170 amino acids. The transcript has a single exon. Gene Ontology annotation, biological process: positive regulation of rRNA processing; positive regulation of transcription by RNA polymerase I. The record is from RefSeq and is a predicted model, not a curated record. NCBI's taxonomy places the organism in Eukaryota, Apicomplexa, Aconoidasida, Haemosporida, Plasmodiidae.
AUGUGUGAAACAAAUGAGAGGAAUUCAAAAUUGGUAGUACUGGGGGAAAGAAAUGUCCAGGAAAAACUAUACAUGGACGACUUAAAUAGAGAAGAGAAUAAAUUAUUACAAGAUGAAAAUAUAAGUAAUAUACAUAAGGAAUUGAUAUUAAAAAAUAAUAGCUUUGUAAAAGAUUUAGAAUUAUUAGAAUUAAAUUUUGGGGGAAAUAUAAUAAAAAAUAAGCCAAUAUUAACUAAAUAUAAUAUAUCAUAUUUAUGUACAGAAAAUAGUAUAAUAUGUAUAAAUUUAAAAAAAAAAACAAAAAAAAUAAUUGUAACAUCAUUCUCUAUAGAUCGAAUAUUUUAUUUUUAUGAUAAAAAGGGAAAUGAAGAAUAUUUAAUAUUAAAAGGAUUUAAUAAUUAUAUAUAUGUAUAUCAAAUUACAAAUGAAACUUUUCAUUUUGUUAAAAAGUUUAUUAUAAAUAAUUUAUUUUAUAUUAAUAGUUUUGGAAAGAAUGGUGAGCUAUGUUUGGCUACCUGGGAAUAUGUAGAAAAUAAAUUAUAUGCUAAUUUUUUUAUACUUAGAUUUACCUUUGGCUAUGAAGAUAACCUUUACGAUUUUAAUCAGCAAAAUGAGAAUAGCCAACAACCAAAUGAACAAAGAGAUGACUCAGUACCUAGCCAUAUCAUAUAUAACUAUGACUCCGAUUUUGAAAAUGAAUAUGAUGCUAGUACAUACCCUGAGGAAUUGUCUAAUAUUCCAGAAAAUGAAUAUGAAAAUGAAGAGAUAGAAAGAAAUGGAGAAUUUUCAAAUUAUAAUAAUAAUGAUAAAAUAAAAAACAAAAUAAAUCAUAAAAAACGAAAAAAUAAAAAAACAAUCACACUAAAAUUAAGAUUACAACCAAUUUUAAAAAUAAAAUAUAUAUAUUUUUCAAUGAUAGAUAUGGAUAUAAAAUUAUCAAAAUUAGUUUUAGCAAAUAAUAAUUUAAUAAUAAUAUAUGAUAUACAAAAAAGGCGGUAUAAUAUUAUGUAUUAUAAUAAUUAUAUAUCUGCUAUUAAAAUAUGCGAUGAUGACAAAUCUUUAUGUAUUGGUUUUGUCAAUGGAUAUAUAUGCAUUCUUAAUUUUGGUGAAAUUAUUUCGAUAAAUUCAAAAGACAAUACAAAUCAGCAUAACCAAAAUGAAUCAUAUACUAACACAUUUCAACAAAUGAGUCCCAAAAAUUUAUUAAAUAAUAUAAAAACAUUUUCAAAUGGGUCACCAUAUUUUCCUGUAUUUGAAGCAGAUUUUAUAAGUAGAGAAACUUUAGAGAAUCAAAAAAAUGAUCAGGAAUAUGAUAAUGAAUUUAAAGACUUAAGAAAUAACAAUAAUUUUGUAAAAAAUAUUUCAUAUAUUAAUUUAGGAGCCUGUACACAGAAAAUUAUUUCUAAGCAAAAAAUUCAAUAUGUAAAAUAUAAAUGGCAUAGUCAUUCUGUUUAUUAUAUAACAACAGAAAAUGGCAAAAUUAUAUCAACAGGUGAAGAAGGAGUUAUAUUGCUAUAUAACAAAAAAAAUGGAAACUUUGAUUUUAUUUCACAUUUAGGUUCUCCUUGUUAUUAUAUUUAUUUAGAUAUAAAAAAAAAUAUACUUAUUUGCAAUUCUUUAAAUAAUUCAAUAUUUUUUAUUAAUUAUAAUAAACGUUUAUUUUUUUAUAAAUAUAAUAGUAUAUCUAUGCCAUUAAAAUUAGCACGUCUAUUUUAUAAUAAUCUAGAUAUGGCUAUAAAUAUAAAAAGAUCCUUCUCUAUUUUUGGAGCUCAACUAUUUGAUCAAUUUAAUUAUCAUGGUAAUGCUAAAAAUAAAAAUGGAUCACUACAAAAUGGAAAUUUAGAUAUGCUAAAUAAUGAAACAACAGAUUAUAAUAUGAUACCCGAGAUUGAAAAUCAACGAAGUAACAGUAUAGAUAAGAAAGAAAUUGAUAAUGCUUGCAAUGAUGUCGAAGAUGAACCUGAUGAUAUGAUAAAAAAGGACAUAAUAACAUUUGAGUCAAUACAAAAGGAAUUAGAAAAAAGUAUAUAUAAUAAUGCAAAUAUAGAAAAUAAUUUAUAUCAAAAUUUUCAAUUAUCGUAUUUUUGUGGAUCUAAUGAUGGAUUAAUCUUUUGUUUCUUAACUUCCUUUACACAUUUACAAUUAUUUAAUGUAGAAAAAAAUAAACAUCUUAAAAAUUUAUGUCCAUUAAAUAUAAUAUAUAAGAGUAGAACAGAUACAGAAAAAGUAAAUGACAUUGAAUUAAAUUUAUUUGCCAUUAAUAAUACAAGAGAUAUUAUUAUGACUAUUGAAAAAAGGAAUCAUUAUAUUUAUGGUGUUUUAGAUGAAAUUGAUCACCAUCUAAUUCAUACUGCCUACACUAUUCGAUUUUGGAUACAUGUAAAAAACUUUGACUAUUUCGACAUGUUUCAAUAUAUGAUUAACAAAGAAGCUGACAACUUUUCAAAUUUUAUUGGAGAGCAAAAAGUUGAGGAAGGAGCUGAAAAUAUUGAAAAAGAGAAAACACAACCAAGUGCCGACCAAAAUAAUGUUGCAAAAUAUAAAAAAAUUAUUCCCCAUCCAGCUUUAAGCAUAUUUAUAUUAUUAGGCUCAGAUGGAAAUAUGUCAUAUUGGUGUUUAGAAAAAUCAGAAAAAAUUUUAGGCGAUGAUGUAUAUAAAAAUUUUGAAAUCGAAACACAUGAAAUAGAUAGCGUUGAUUUAGCAUAUUUUAUGAACAGUACAGAAAAUAAAACAAAUAUGUCUGAAAAUAGUAUUAUUAAUAGCAAAGCUGUUGAAAAUAAAAAUGAUGUGUCAAAGGAUAAACUAGAUGAUAAUGAAGAGGAGGACGAAAAGUAUGACACUUUAACAAUUGUGAAAAAUAUAAAUUAUAAAAAUACUCCAAUUUUGGACGGAGAUAUAAGUAAAGAUGGUGGAAUUUUGUGUAUAUGUCAUGAUACAUUAAUAUCUAUAUGGGAUAGCAUAAAUUUAAAAACACUAGCAAUAAUUAAUCAUCCUAUGUAUACAUUAUUAAACGAUUAUGUAUUUAAUUUAUAUAAAGGGAUAGAAAUAUUUGAUGUUGAAAAUAAUAUAUAUAUGUGUUACUAUUCUUUUGAUACUCUUUUUAUUUAUUCUUUAAGUCAGUUUCAUUUAGUACAUGAAAAAAAAUUUAAUGGAAUAAUUGAAUAUGUAAAAUUUGAUAAACAUUCCUCAAAAAUGUUAGCAGUAGGUAUAACUAAAAGAAUUAAAAAUUCUAGCGAUCAAAAAAAUUGUGAGCAUAUUUCUGAUAAUAAUACCUGUCUUGUUCAGAAAAAUUAUUUAUAUAAAUUUAGCCAAAAUUAUUUACAAAAAAAAAAAAAAUUUUAUUUGUCCCAAAAUAAACCAAUUAUAGCUAUAGAUUUUGCUCCAAUAAAUAAGAACCAUAAUAUAACAUUAAGCAAUUAUCAAGAUGAGGCAAUAAUUAUAGCACUAAAUUCAAAGUUUCAAAUAUGUACUUUUUAUUUUAAUAAUUAUCCUAAACAUGCACAGUUAAGGUAA